UCAAAAUACAAUAUAGAUAAUUUAUUGUAGCAUGCUAAAACUUUGUAGUGCCGUUUUGGGUGUGUCCUGUUAAAUGCAAAUGAGUUGAACUCUGCACUAAAUGGCAGUAUUGUGAUUGGAUGCUGCAGAUUAAGGCGCGGUUUUAUCCCCUUCUGACAUCACAAGAGGAGCCAAAGUUCAAUUACCUAUUUUUUCACAUGCUUACAGAAAAUGGUUUACCAAAACUUAAUGGUUUACCAUAAAGUUACGGAGUUGCUAUCAUUUUCUAGGUUGAUAGAAGCACUGGGGACCCAAUUAUAGCACUUAAACAUGAAAAAAGGCAGAUUAUCAUGAUAUGUCCCCUUUAAAAAAAGACAAGACAAGUAUUAGAUUAAGCUUAAAACAACUAAUAUCAAGAUACGUGUUUUAAGUUAUAGGUUAUUUUCUAUUUAUGUCAAGCUCUAGUAUAUUUUAUUUGGCAGAAAUUGUGAGGUGGGUCUUUAAAUAUUGUUGUGGACAAUGGGGGGUCUUGAAGUGAAAAAGGUGGAAAACCCCUUGUCUAAAUAAUUCUGUGUUGCCCCCAUGUGGACAAGUUUGGAACCACAGUGUUUUGGAUAAGAGUUUGUAAUCAGUCCACCUUCUUUACUGUCCCACAGGUAUAUUUUAGGUGUCUAUGUGCAUCACACAAUAGCUUUUGUAUUUGAAAUGUCUCAUAACAUAGCACAGUCACAUUUCUACUCACUGCUAUCUAUAUUGAACUCACUAAAUCUGAUGUUAACCACAUCUAGUUCACAUCUAACCGAUCAGGUUAUCCUAAAAUUGACCUUCACAUCUGACCCAGUCAUUUUCAUGUAGUCUCUUCUCCUCUUUUUCCAAAACCUCCACCACCCCCACCCUAUCUCUGAGGGUUCUUGAGUGUCAACCUCCAAUGCAGACGAUACUUUUUAGUAGGUGUGGUCUGAAAAGGAAGAAGAGGAAGAGGAGGAAGAAGAGAGUGAGGAUUUAAAAGGCGGUAUUGCUUUCUGUUUGCAGGUAGAGCACGCAGGAACGCGAACGUAUUACUUCAGUGCAGACAGCCAGAUGGAGCAGGAAGAGUGGAUCCAGGCCAUGAAUGAAGCUGCCAGUGUCCAAUAUCAGACUGCACCCAGAAAUCAAUCUGAACCCAUUUCUGCAGCCGACCAAAACGACACGGUAGCCAAAAGACUCGAACCCAAUGCUCAUCCUGAGAACAAUGGUCAGAGGCCACACCCCCAUGAGCCUAUCAACCAUGAACACAAUGGGGUGGAUACCAGAAAUUCCAUGCCCACCACCCCGGUGAUUCCAAAUAUAGAAGGCAGGAUAGGGGAGAAAGGACGCUUGGCACCACAUCAACCCAACGGAUGGGGUAACUAUGGUCCUCCUAACGGUUCAAGAUACCAAUCCCAAGAGAACAUGAGGGAUGUACGGGACCCACACGAGGAAAACGUAGUGUUGCGGAGAGGCUUUGUGCCCAGGACGGCACCGGAGAGACUCGCCCAGAGAAAAAGCUCUAUGACCCAGCUGCAGCAGUGGGUCAACCAGCGCAGAUCCGUGGUGCCACCAGAUGAUGGGCGCAGUCCAUCUAGGUAUUACACCGUAAACCGUGGUAUGUCACCGGAUUACUACAGUACGUACGGCGGGCCUCCAUUCGUGGAGGAAUAUCCCCUCUACCCACCAGGAGUACGCCCUGAAAGCAUCUGUUCCAUGUCAGCUGCGUACGAUCGUCCGCCCCCUCGCUGGUCUGCAGAGGAGAGACGGCGAUCAUUACGAGACGGACCCUUAUAUGGGCAACCUCGAGACCCUCAGUGGAUGAUGGGACCCCAGGGCCCUCAUCCAGGCUAUUACACCCAAGUAGAUGCAGCACAGAACUCCAUGCGACGACUUUCCAUUCAGCCGCGAUCCCGGUCCGUUCCUCGUUCACCUUCUUCUUCUUCAGGAGGACCAUACUCUCCACACAACUUUGCUUCGCCUGCCCGGUCGCCCAGUACAAGGUUUGAUCGAGUGCCUGGUCGAAUAAGAGAAGAUGGUAUUUACGCUAACCCUGCGGUUUACGGCCUGCGCAGGUCCCUCAGUUCACCUAAGUAUGAUUUCCCUGGAGAUCGCCGCUCUUACAGCCAAGGCAUGUACCACUAUAAUUACCCAGCAUCCCCCUCUCUCCAUGGUAAAAUGGAGGACAUUUUAGACCUGCAACUUCAAAGGAACCUGGAGUACCUAGAUCAGCAGAUGACAGAGAGUGGUCACCUAAUCGGCAUGGUAACCAGAAUGGUUGAACGUUCUUCUCCUCGUGCAAAGCUAUUUUCACAAGUGCCUCCAUUCCAUGAAAUGUAUGGUGACUUACAUCCCACGCUAAAACUUAACGAGAUCGAAACAAGUAAAUUACUCAACCGUCUGUGUGAACAGAAUCGACUAGUGAAAGAGCAGGAGACUGUAGUUCAUCGUUUACGAAUGGAAAAGGACAGCCUAGAGGGGGUGCUGGUGGCCACACAUCAGGAGAUGGAGCUGUACAGAAACCAGCCACUGGCCAUGGAGAAACUUCAGCUGAAAAAGGAGAGUCUUCAAAACAAACUGAUUAACAUCAGAGGAGAGCUAUCUCAGGCUUCAAGUGCUUUGACCACCACUCGAGUGGAGUUUGAGGCUCUGGAGGACGAGGUGAACGCCAUCCAUGGUGACUUAUGGGAGCAGCUGAAUGCUGGAGGGCAGAGUGAGCUGGUACACAUGCACAUUCAGAAAGAGUUUUGGAGGGUCCAGGAUAUCUUGGAGGGGCUGCACAAAAACAACCCAUCCCGUGGCACAGACACAGCCAAGCACAGAGGAACCAGUGGAGCAUCGGGCUCCUUCAGCACAAACAGUCCAGCGAGCCCCUUGAGUUCAGUGAGUCUAACAAGUCCUCUUAGUCCGUUCUCACCCGUACUUGGAUCCCAGUCCUCACCCACUAAACAGCUGGCCACAGAGGAGGUUGGCCCUCCGCGACCUCCGCUUCCUAAAUCUUACCAGCCCCUGGAGACCUCCCAGUCCUUUCCCCCCUCCAUACCGCCCCUGCCUUUAGACAGCAAUGCCUGGCUGCGCAGCAUGGGCCCUCAUGCAGGCAUCCACCAGGAAAGCUACAAGGACGGUGAAGAUUCCCACAGCAGAAAGCACAACCACAACUCACAGGGAGAAAAGACCAGCGAGUUUGAUUCAGAGCAAGACAGACUGUCUAACCAAAAUAAAGUUGGAGUUGUUCCACCCAGGACUAAGUCACCUUCAGAUGACAAGAGUAAUUCUGUUGGCAUUCAGCGGAGAAAUGGAAAGAUACCCAAUGGUCACAUUUCCAGGGAAAGGCCAAAGAGUGCAGUGUUCCCUGCAGAGGUAAAAUCGAAAAUGAGUGUGGAGGAACAGAAUGAAAGAAUACGAAGACACCAGAGCAGUUCAGUCAGAGACAAGAGACGAAGCCUCAACCUUUCCAACAACACCUCCACAAACUACAGAGUGGUGAGGAGGAAAGUGACACCCGAUGAGGUGGAUAUUAAGGGUUUGGAGGCAGCUGUGAGGGGUGAAAAUUUUGAGUCUCCCAGGCAGGAAAUUGCUCGUCUGCGACGACAGGUGGAGCCUGAACACUACGACCUGGAUAUAAGCAGAGAGUUGUCUGCUCCAGAUAAAGUCCUGAUUCCUGAGCGAUAUGUAGACAUGGAGCCCAGUACACCACUUAGCCCGGAGGAGGUGCAGGAGAAGCAAAAGAAAGUGGAGAGAAUCAAGACACUCAUUGCCAAAUCAAACAUGCAGAAUGUGGUGCCGGUGUUGGACGGGCCUGUGGAGGGAUCCAGUAACUCAGAGCAACAGCUUCAUGAACAAGAGAAGCGUAUCGAGAUCUCAUGUGCCCUGGCCGCAGAGGCUUCCCGUCGCAGCCGGCUGCUCUCCGCCCAGUGCCCCUCCAGUCCCCCUGCUUCCCCAACCAGUCUGGUCCCUCCCCCUUCUGCUGACUACUCUGACUCCUCCCACAUCAUGAAGGUGUGAAGCUCAAGCACUUGCAGCGGUCAAAUUUGAUGGCGAACCCUUCUGAGUGUCCAGCGAAUGAAGAUUGAAAACCGAACAAAAUAUGUUUCUCCUCUGCCAACCGUCGCAUUUCUUUUGAUUCCUUACAUCAUGCAGAGAAAUAUUUCAGUGUUUGGAUGUUAGCGGAGGUCUGUUCAUAGAGCGAUGUUCAUCUUCCUCCAUGUCUUGUUUUUAAACCUUACUGAACAGUCAAACCUACAGCAGAACUACACAAUUGAAUUAAUCAGAUGUUUGACUUGAUUCAGAGGAUGGGGGUCACAUUACAAAAGCUACAAAACUAGCCAGAAGUGGAAUAUGUUUACAGGUUCAUGUUUGCUGUUGGUCACAUUACAUUGACUGAAGCAUAUACAGAAAUUCAUGCUGGUAAAGCCGCUCAGGGUGGAUUCUACAGGCACGGGUACGUCGACAAGAAAGAGUGUCCGAGAAAGAGAUUUAAAGUCUGAGAUUCGACUGGAGGAAAAUAGCCAUGGUAAAGAAAGUUCCAGAUCAAGGACUACGGCAAAGUUGACAAGUAGAGAGAUGUGGAAUGAAAAUGAUCAUUUCAAAACACUAGUCACAAUAUCCACUGUGGAUACAGGUUGGAAUGAUGAAAGGUGACCAAUGGGAUUGUCUGGAACAUCCGUCGUCUGAGCAGCCAGAGUAGACGUCAGCGAACGGACAGUUUAUGCUGGGCUUAGAUGAAGGACCACUUGUCAUUGGACACUUUCUCUCCAUCACCUUCAUAUAGAGGAGUUCAAGGCCAGAUUCACUGUGACUUCUCUUGGCCUCCUAUCCGUUCUCCUCUUCUCCUUUCGAAACAUAGGGCUCACAAACCCUCUUCCUCACCGAGUACAACCUAUUGCAGUCUUUGAAACCAUUGUCAGGCCUUUUAUUACAGUGUAUGUCUAUAAAGAAAGCUUAUAUAUAUAUAUAUAUAUAUUGAUAUGACUUUUAUUCUAAUCUUUGCAUCAAAGCCAUGUGGACUCAUCAUAGUGCUUUAACUGCUAAGACAGUAGUUAGUUACCAAAAACCGGUACUUAAAUACUUGUGUGUGACAGAAUUUUUUGAAUAGCAGAGUUGAAUAUUUGGAAGUGUCCUUAGAGGUGUAAGUCUGCUUGUUGAAACACAACGUGUGUUGACGUCGGGCCAGCAACUUGCAUUAUAGCCUGUAUAUAAUAUUAUCAGUAAAUUAUAUAACCUGUCACCCCAACAGAAUAUAAAUAGCCCUUAUUUGUGGAUCAUUGUGCCACUGGGUGAUUCAUUUGGCUGGGUGGCACAUUUUUUGUGUAAAUAUAGAUGGUACUUUACAUGCUAUUAAAUAUUUUGGAUUAUUUUUCUAUUACUGGUAAGACCUUUUACCUCUGUAAUCAAGCUUCUUGAUUAUAAUGUAUUAAAAAGUUUGCCAAAUAAAUCUCCUGUUUUGUACUUUGGCUAAAGUCACCAUUGUUCCCCAUACAUGCCAUGCAAGUUGUUCGCCCAUACUGUGCUUGUUUUUUUUUUUUUUAAGGAACUUAAAUCGGUCUGAUUUUGGUUUAACAACUAAUAACUGGCCUUCGCUUAUGUAUAAUAUUCUGUUUUGUGAGAAUUUGUUUAACAGAGCUGUGUAUCUUUUACUUUCUUGCAUUGACAUCAAGUCACACCAUGACUGAUAUAUUGUGAUUGUGUUGUUCCUAUUUAACUAAAUAGAGUUAAAACACAGUACAUUAUGUGGAAGAAAGAAGUGAGUUUCUUCAUCACUGAGCAAAAACAGCCCUGAAAGACAAGACAGAGAUCUAUUUUUAUUGUUUUUGAGAAAGAGAAAAGAUUGUCAAUACGGAUCACAUAUUUUUCUAAGCAUGGACAUUUGAUGUAUAAAAUGAGAUUUGAUUGGAUACAUUUGUAAGAUGAUUAAGAGGUUUUGAAUUUUCAUGGUAUGGGGUAAUGCAGAUCGAGGCUGAUAUAUUUAUAAUUUAUUGAUCCAAACUAUAAAGCAUCUUUUUCAAGGCCUUGUUUGGACAUUAUUUUAAGUGUUAUUUUUUACGUACAGUGAUUGGAUAAAAUGACAAAAGUUGCAGUUGGAUAGCAGAAAUGUCUAUUAUUUGAUCAAAUAUGUAGCAUAUAAGGUGAGAUUAACAGAUACAUAAUAAGCACAUUGGUUUGUGUAAAUAUUUUUAAAUCAAAAACUGUAUGUCUUCAUAUUGACAGUAACUAAUGCUAUUUUAAGGAAAAAGAAACACACUGCUUGAGCUAUGCAAAUCAAUUGAAAUAAACGAUACUUAAUGUGCUUGCUUUAGAAGUACCCUCAUGCAAUAAAGUGAAUGUAUUAAAAAAA
Messenger RNA from Paramisgurnus dabryanus, 6319 nucleotides. RefSeq names its product pleckstrin homology domain containing, family A member 6 (gene plekha6). NCBI's taxonomy places the organism in Eukaryota, Metazoa, Chordata, Actinopteri, Cypriniformes, Cobitidae. The record is from RefSeq and is a predicted model, not a curated record.